GGCGUGGGUGGGCCCACGGGACCUUUCGUCCAGCAUCUCCGAGCUCAGAGCUGCGGUGGCUGCGGGAAGCUGCGGCGUCGACGGGAACGGAGGGAGAGCUGAGCCUGGCAGUGGGGAUUGAACCCAGUGCCUUGUGCAUGCCAGGUUUAUGAUCAGCACUGCCUCCAGCCACAGACAGUCUGUAUCUGUGCUCUAGUCACUUGGUGACAAGGACUGUGGUGAAAGUCAACCUGACCACUGACUGUUGAUAGAGAGCCCCUGAGGACAAACAUGCGGAGUGCAGCCAAGCCCUGGAGCCCAGUCCUCAAGAGAGCUAGUAGUGAGGACAUGCUCAACAAGUCUGGAAGUACAUCCUCAUCAGGGAUGGUGCGACUGAAAAAGACUUCAACAGCUGGAGCCAUCUCUGAGCUCACCGAGAGCCGCCUGAGGACCACUGCAGUGGCUGUUCCAACAACCAAACGGACAGGCAUCCCAACUCCCCGGGAACUCUCAGUAACUGUCUCAAGAGAGAGGUCUGUGGCACGAGGUCCCUCCAACCCAAGGAAAUCAGGGUCCAGUCCAACUUCCUCCUGCACUCACACCCCUACUAAGCACCUGAGGACCACUUCUACAAAACUAAAGCAAGAGAACGAAGCAGGAGAGAAGGCUGUGCUUGAAUCCCGAGUUCGGGAACUUAUAGCAGAAGCCAAAACCAAAGAUAAUGAAAUCAACAGGCUUCGAAGCGAACUAAAGAAAUGCAAGGAAAGAAGGGCCCUGAGCACCGAGGGGACUGAUGCUUCAGAUCAAAGUUCAGAUGGAACAUCAGUUCCACCAGGAAACACAGAACCUUUGAUAAGAACCCUUGAAGAGAAGAACAAGACCUUUCAGAAAGAGCUUGCUGACCUAGAAGAAGAUAACCAGAUCUUGAAGGAAAAACUGACUUACCUUGAGGAUUCACCAAAUUCAGAAGGGGCAGCAAGUCACACUGGUGAUAGCAGCUGCCCAACAUCUAUAACUCAAGAGUCAAGCUUUGGAAGCCCAACCAGAAAUGAACUGUCAAGUGAAAUUGAUGAGUAUAAGAAAAACACAUAUGGAAAUAUGUUACGGACAUCCGGUUCUUCAAGCAGUGAUGUUACCAAAGCUUCUUUGUCACCAGAUGCCUCAGAUUUUGAGCAUAUCAUCACUGAUACCCCGUCUCGGCCCCUGUCCUCCACCAGCAACCCUUUUAAGAACUCCAAGUUUUCAACCACUGGGAAUUCUCCAAACAAUGCAAGUGAGCUGUCCCUUGCUUCCCUUACAGAAAAGAUACAGAAGAUGGAAGAGAAUCACCACAGCACUGCAGAGGAGCUACAGGCCACUCUACAAGAGUUAUCAGAUCAGCAACAAAUGGUGCAGGAACUGACAGCUGAGAAUGAGAAGCUAGUGGAUGAGAAAACUAUUUUAGAAACGUCCUUCCACCAGCAUCGAGAGAGGGCAGAGCAGCUAAGUCAAGAAAACGAGAAACUGAUAAACCUUUUACAAGAGCGAGUGAAGAAUGAUGAGCCCAGUGCCCAAGAAGGGAAAAUCCUUGAGCUAGAGCAGAAAUGCACAGAUAUUCUUGAGAAAAGCCGCUUUGAAAGAGAAAAGCUGCUCAACAUUCAGCAGCAGUUGACCUGUGGCUUACGGAAGGUUGAAGAAGAAAACCAAGGAGCUUUGGACAUGAUCAAGCACCUGAAAGAAGAAAAUGAAAAACUGAAUGGCUUCCUAGAACUAGAACGGUGUAAUAAUAAUGUGAUGACCAAAACUUUGGAAGAAUGUAGAGUUACCUUGGAAGGCUUGAAGAUGGAGAAUGGGUCUUUGAAGGCUCACCUGGAAGGUGAGAAACAAAAAGCCAUGGAGACCAGUAGUUUCUUGGGGCAAACAGCGGAGAACUGUGAACUUCAGGAAAUGUUGAAAGUAGCUAGAGCUGAGAAAGAUCAGCUGGAACUUUCUUGCACUGAGCUCAGACAAGAAUUGCUAAAAGCAAAUGGUGAAAUUAAACACAUUUCAAGCCUGCUAGCUAAGAUGGAAAAAGAUUAUUCUUACCUGAAGGAGAUAUGUGAUCAUCAAGCAGAACAGCUGAGCAGAACCAGCCUAAAACUACAAGAGAAAGCAUCAGAGAGUGAUGCAGAGAUUAAAGACAUGAAAGAAACCAUAUUUGAAUUGGAAGAUCAGGUGGAACAGCACCGGGCUGUCAAGUUACACAACAAUCAGCUCAUUAGUGAGCUAGAGAGCAGUGUGAUCAAGCUGGAAGAGCAGAAGUCAGACCUGGAACGGCAGCUAAAGACCCUGACAAAACAGAUAAAGGAGGAGACUGAGGAAUGGAGGCGGUUCCAGGCAGACCUACAGACUGCAGUGGUGGUGGCCAAUGACAUCAAAUGUGAAGCCCAGCAGGAGCUACGCACUGUGAAGAGGAGGCUGUUGGAAGAGGAGGAGAAGAAUGCCAGGCUACAGAAGGAGCUAGGGGACAUGCAGGGCCACAGCAGACCUGUGAAUGAAGAGCCUGAGCCCUUAGAGGUCAACACUGCUGGCCGGUGGCAUGGUGUCUAUGUCAACAGAACGUCUCCAGCACCUUCAGAGUCUGCAACCACUGUUAAGUCACUGAUCAAGUCUUUUGACUUGGGACGCCCAGGUGGAACUGGACAGAAUAUUUCCAUCCAUAAGGCCCCCAGAAGUCCUCUAAGUGGAAUACCAGUGAGGACCACUCCAGCCGCUGCUGUGUCUCCCAUGCAGAGGCAUUCAACUUACAGCAGCCUUCGGCCAACCAGCAAAGGGAUGACUCAGCGCUUGGAUAUCCCAGACCUCCCCCUCUCAGGUGACUAUGUCUUUGCUACAGAUCUUCUGAAGGGGAGAACUGAGGACCUGAAGCCAGACCCUUAUCUCCGAAAGAGUCCUUCACUGGAGUCACUGAGCAGACCCCCCUCCCUGGGCUUUGGGAGCACCAGACUACUGAGUGCCUCCACUGGGGGGUUGAAACCACCAAGCAAACUCAGUGUGGAAAGAAGAGACCCUCUGGCAGCCUUAGCCCGGGAAUAUGGUGGCUCCAAACGCAAUGCACUACUGAAAUGGUGCCAGAAGAAGACAGAAGGUUAUGCGAACAUUGACAUCACCAAUUUCAGCAGUAGUUGGAGUGAUGGCCUGGCCUUCUGUGCUCUGCUCCACACCUACCUGCCUGCCCACAUCCCGUACCAGGAAUUGAACAGUCAGGAAAAAAAGAGGAAUCUGUUGUUGGCAUUUGAAGCAGCGGAAAGUGUAGGCAUCAAACCCAGCCUGGAGCUCAGUGAGAUGCUAUACACAGACCGGCCUGACUGGCAGAGUGUGAUGCAGUAUGUGGCCCAGAUCUACAAGUACUUUGAGACAUAAACCCAAGGGCCUGAAAUCAGCCACUGCAGUGUGUCCUGGAAGCACCUGGUCACUGUCCAGUGACCCAGCUCUGCCCAGCCAUCUGGAUUUCCAAGGAAGCCAAAUGGAUCAACACUCAAAUAAGAAACAGAGGCGGUUCCACCGUGUCCCUGUCUCAAAUGCAAGUGCCAUUGGAGUAUAAGUUGGGGAACCUUUGCUGUUCUGGAAGGCUCUGCAGAAGAUGCCUCCCUCCUUCUAGACCAAGAUCCUCUGCCCAAGCACAUUUCUGUGAGAAACCCACAACAAUAUCGCCAAUCCCAUUUGGUGACUUGAUGCGUAAUCUGCACAGAGAUUCAUGACAAACAGUACCUCCAAACUAGUCUUUUUGUUUUUUCACUUAAAAAAUUGUAGUUCUUGCCUUUAUAAAAACUUUGCCCUUGCCACUCCCCCCCUCCCAAAGAGAAAACCCAAUACCCCACAAAACACAAAAAAUCUUUUACUUGGAGCAGCCUAGAAACAUGUUGGCCUUGCCAUUUGGGGGAAAUACGAUCAAGUUCAAGGUAGCAAUUUUAACACCUAGAACUUGAUCACAUUUUUUGGUCCCACAAUCUCUUAUCUGGAUGUGCAGAGGAGCCCCAGGUUCCUUGCUGAAGGGUCCCUGUGAGAUGCCCUCAGCAGGAAGUGUGUGCAGUGUGUGGUUCACAGGCCAGAGGGAAACCACAGGAACUGUCUGCAGUGACUUUUCUCCUUCCACUUAUUCAGACCCCCAUUGACACCCACAUACAUUUGUUCCACAUGCAGAACUUGACCAAAGGCCACUUGUGUGUAUGAAAUGGCCUGUGUCUGUUGUGAUCUUCACUCAUUUGCACAAUGCCCUGUGAUGGAAGCCUGGGAAAGGUGAAGGAUGUAUAUCUUGGGAUUCUGGGCAAACAGAAAAUCUAAACAAUAUUUCAGCUCUAGACAAAUUUAGUUUUUGGUACUUCGUUUGGCUUUUUAUAUUUGCAUGGCAAAAAGAAGCCCUUAAGGGUGGACAAGGAUGGCUCCAUUUAUAACUCAACACAGCUUUCCCUAAUAUUCUUACCAGUUUCUCUAAGUAGCAGCAGGACCUUCCCCACAGUGCUUGGCCCAGGUGUCUGGUGCCUCUGUAUUAUUCUUCUUGGGCAAAGAAAUGUGCAUUUGUAGCAGAUGAGGAUGCCAGCCACACAGGCAGUUGAAGUAUAUGUCCACCACCUGUAUUUUAAGUGCCAAAUAACACUUGUGUUCAUGCCUGACAAAGGGUCAUGUGUACAAGUCGCUUAGAUUUACAGUUACUGCCAAAAUUAUUUAAAAUGAAUCUCUGAUUGCUGAUCUGAGCCACAUGUUCAGAGCCAGGUUCUAGGGGCUGCAGCUUCAGUCCCUGUGCUGGGAGCCACAUGGCCUCUGUCCUCUCCUCCAGGCUAGCUCUUUGCAGAGGUGGCAGCUGGGCCCUGCUGGGCAGGCCAGCCCUGAUUCUCAAGCUGCUUCAACUGGUGCAGAGCUAGAGCCUCUGCUUCCCAGCUGUGUCUGUCAUUUUCAGCUAUGGCUCAGUGUCUGAAUCCCCUGAGGUGCUUCUAGAAACCACACGUCUGACCUGCCCAAUCAUGUGAGUCUGAGUAUCUGGAACAAGAGUCAGAUGUACUCUAAACAAUCUGUACAUGGUCAGAGUUCUCUGGACACUGAUGCACAGCCACAGAGCGGAGAGACUGUGCCUUUCCUGGGCAGCCCUGUGGCAUUAGAGUAGCAGGACUCCUGAGCAGCUCUUUUGGGACCAGUAUUAAUUACAUAACUGGCCUCUUUGUUUUCACAUAGAAGGCUCAGUUGGAACAAAUGUAGUUUGUUCCUUCCUGAUGAAUGUAUCCAAAUGAGAGUAUUACUUGUGUUGCUUCCUGUACCUGUCUUUUGUUGACAUAACUGAUGCUAUGUCUUCACUGUCUCCAGGCUUCUACUUUGCCCAGAUAGGAAGAAGUACUGUCCCAAGCCACUGGGUUAAUCAACCAGUGGUUGUGUUUAAACUGGGAUUACCCUAAGGCAGUGAUGGCAAUCCUUUUAGAGACCAAGUCCCCAAACUGCGUCCCCAAACCCAUUUAUUUAUCACAAAGUGCCAACUGCAGUUAAACCUGAAUACUGAGGUUUUCAUUUUUUUAAAAUACAAGUCAUACAUUAAUAUCUUUUGUCUUAAAAACACAAUCACGUGUGCCGUAGAACAUAGGUUCACCACCUUUGUGCUAGAGUUUUGUGUGAGUGAGGCAGUUGAGGUCUGGGGAUUCCCCGAGACAUAUUUAGCUUGGUUGAUGCUGGUUUUCUGUGGUGACAUGUAAAGGAUCUAGAUGGAGCUGUGGGAAAAGUGGUCUCUAUGCUGGACGCAGUUUCCCUCAGGCACCCACCCCUCUCUAGUAUGAACCCACAUUGCCAAUAACUGGCCAGACCCAUCCCUCCUUACUGGUACCCUACUCCCUUUAGGUUGAAAAGAAAGGAGGUGUCAUAUCAACAAAAGGCCAUAUGCAGUUUGUUCUUGUGACACAAGGAGGCUCCUUAACUGUCAUUCUCUUUGCCAAGAGAUGUAGAAGAGGAAUGUUGUAUCUUGUCUACAGAAACAGGUGUUGUCAGUGUUUGGAUGUGGAGCUGAUGGAGUGGGAUAAAGGGCCAGGCCCUCUAGCACCAGCAGUUUCCCUGAGGUGAGAUGCCAGCCAGCUAGCCAUGGAGGUGUGGGAUCAGGGGAGAGCUCAGCACAAAACGGAAUGUGGAAAAUCGGUAAAAUGAAAAAACAAAGUACUAUCUUAUAUUUUCUUUACUUCCCCUGAGCCAACUGUACCUUCCCAGUUGUCUGUCCUGAGGUUUUCAGAGGCCACAACAGUGAUGUGUCUUCCCUUCUUUGUUCUGCCGGUACUUAUUAAAAUUAUUUGGUGUUUCUGUAGAUACAUUUUUAAUAUAUAAUCUUUAUAUAAAAGACAGCUGUGAAAUGGAAGAUCCUGAGGAGUUAGGAUUUAAGGAGAAGUCCAUGGUUUUUUGCAGUUGAGUUGCUUUGUGGAUUGCAUCUUGGCUGACUGAUUGAUAGGGUAUCUUGAGCAACAGUAUUCUGAGGAACUUAUCUCUCCUUUGUUCUUUUCUCACUUCAAAAACAAAGUUGGCCUUUUGUUGUUCUUCUUCAUUCUGCUGUUGAUUUGCAGUUUUUGUAGGAACCAUCCAAAUUAAAUGCUGUGAGUGAAUGACAACAUGUCCCAUGGAGCCUAGUACCACACAUCUGUAGUCCUAGCUACUCAGAAGGCUGAGGCAGGAGGAUCACUUGAGCCCAGGAAUUUGGGGACAGCCUGGGCAACAUAGUAAGACCCUAUCUCAAAAAAAAAGUUCAAAAAAAAAGUGCCAAUGUGAUUAGCCAUCUAGCACUAAUAAAUAUCUGCCACGUCUCUUUCCUGCCACCCAGUAAUGUCAGCUGAGCCUCUCAAUGUCUGCUCUCUCCAUUCCUUAUGGAAGGGCACCUGUGUCAAACCCACCUACCACCUCCAGCAGUCAGUUCUUUCCAUCCCACAGUUCCAGUCCCAUUUUAAGAUGCCCUACCAGUCACAUACAGUAAAAGAUACAACCUCACAGCCUUUUUAAAAAGUUUUAGGCUGGGUGUGGUGGCACAUGCCUGUAAUCCAAGCAUUUGAAAGGCUGAGGCAAGAGGAUCCCCAUGAGUUUAAGCCCAGCCUGAACUACAUAGUGAGACCUUGUCUCAAAACCAAAACAAACUCAAAAAAAGGUAUUUUUAAUAUCUACAUUGCCCAGGUUCACUGGGUGUUUCAGUCUUCUGACCCAGGUUGGAGUUUUGCUGAAUCUGUAACAUCCUAAGUAGCUCACUAAUUUUAACUACGUUAGUUGAAUACAGUUGAUACAUCUGUGGCCUCAUUUCUGUAAAGAGCACACUAGAUUGCACCAAGCACUGUCAGGAUAUGACAUGCAAACAUAGAUGUAAAUAACUAUUAACAUGAAAGUUUAAGAUGUAUGACUGUAAUAUUUCUAAUAAAUAUAUUUUGUUUCUGUCUGAUUA
Heterocephalus glaber (naked mole-rat) is the source of this 7384-nucleotide messenger RNA. The record is from RefSeq and is a predicted model, not a curated record. NCBI's taxonomy places the organism in Eukaryota, Metazoa, Chordata, Mammalia, Rodentia, Bathyergidae.